This is a messenger RNA of Labrus mixtus (cuckoo wrasse), 814 nucleotides long. RefSeq names its product reactive intermediate imine deaminase A homolog (gene rida). Gene Ontology annotation, molecular function: deaminase activity. NCBI's taxonomy places the organism in Eukaryota, Metazoa, Chordata, Actinopteri, Labriformes, Labridae. The record is from RefSeq and is a predicted model, not a curated record. The transcript has 6 exons. Gene Ontology annotation, cellular component: cytosol. Bases 145 to 552 code for a protein of 135 amino acids.
UGCGGUGUUCGCUUGUGUACAGAAAUUACGGUACACUUUACGGCAGCAACUGUUUUUCUUUCCAGAAGCUGUUGCAAACACGUUUCUUGCAUUUGAGCCACUCUGCGUGCAAGAACAAGGGAGAGAGAAAAAUAUCAGGUCAUCAUGUCUGCGCUCAUCAGAAGAAUCAUCAACACUACAUCCGCCCCGGCUGCCAUCGGCCCUUACAGCCAGUCGGUGGUUGUGGACAGAACAAUGUACAUCUCGGGUCAGCUGGGGAUGGACGUGGCCUCAGGUCAGCUGGUAGAUGGAGGAGUGCAGGCCCAGACCAAACAGGCUCUCGUCAAUAUGGGCGAGAUCCUCAAAGCGGCCAACUGCGACUACACCAACGUGGUGAAGACGACGGUGCUACUUGCUGAUAUCAACGACUUUAACAGCGUUAAUGAGGUCUACAAAACAUUUUUCACCAGUAACUUCCCUGCCAGAGCUGCUUACCAAGUUGCUGCUCUCCCCAGAGGUGGACUGGUGGAAAUUGAGGCAGUCGCUGUUCUUGGUCCGCUCUCAGACUCCUGACUAGCCGGUCGUGUCACAAACAAAUUGUAGUCUCAUAACCCUCAAGUGACCUUUUAGCAUACAUUAGUUCCUCCACUUGGUUACUUCAUACCUGACAUACUUUCAUGAAACACAACAUAAUAACUAAAUAAAGAUUACAUCUCUACAACCAAUAAAACAUUCCCUGCUGCCAAACUCGGCUACUCUUUGUGCUGUGUCUGGUUUGGUAUCUUGUUUUCUGUUUCAUGCAGCUCUGAACAAUAAUAAUAAUAAAAAAGAAGUA